AUGGCGACGACCAUGCAGCCGCUCGGCGUUCCUUCGAUCGACAUCCCCUCUCCUGCGCCCUCCGACAGCUCUCUUUCGACUCAGCAGGGAGGCGAAGCGCCGCGGCCUUCUCCUCGACCUGGUCGUUCGCCAGAUCGUCCUCUGCUGCGCACUGCGUUCCGGAACUUUUCCGGCAUCGCGACUGUCGUGGUCGGAGAAGGAUCGAAGCGGAUGUCCUAUCCGGUGCACAAGGAAUUGCUCACGCAAGCAAGUCCCUUCUUCGCUGCUGCGCUCAAUGGAACGUUCGCGGAGGGAAUGGAACAGGUGGUGCGCUUGCCGGAAGAGAAGGGCGAGACGUUUGAGUGGUGGUUACAGUGGCUUUACACGGGUACCCUGACGGUACAACCGAGCGCCACUGAAGUCCCGCACAUUGGAUAUGGGAGACACAGAGGCCACGGACCUCUCUCGCUCCCAGCACCGGGCCACGCCGGACUCCAUCACCUCGCAAUGCUGGAGACACAUCUAGACGGCGACCUGAGGAACCAAGCCGGCAGUCCGAAAUAUUUCCUGCUAUUGGAUCUGUACGCGCUCUCGGACCGCCUCCUGACGACGCCCCUGAGCAACCACGUCCUCUCCACCAUCGCGCGACUCUCCGAAAGCACCAAUUCCGUCCCCACGCCGUCGGAUACCUGGAUCCUCUACGACACCAUCCCGGACACGUCGCCCCUGCGCAGCCUCAUCCUGGACCUCUUCGCCUACAAAAAGACGGACAAGCUGCUCGAGACGCACAGGGACGACUGGCACCCGCGCUUCCUCCGCGAUCUCGUCGUGAAGCUCAAACGCCCGGGCCCCGAGGCCAUCGAACGGCACUCGCUGGUGGCCUGGAGACCUCGAUCCUGGAGCACGAGUCGGGCCUGUGAGGGCUGCCGGGAGAUUCUGAAGCCCGGCGUCAGUGGGGAUAAGUGUACCGUCUGUGACCGGGCGUUUUGUGGGGAUUGUCUAAGGAAGCACGCCGAGGGGACGGGGAGUCAGGGCGAUUUGGGCGGCGGGUGCAAGCCGUGGAUGGGGAGGGGCAUGUGUGGACGGUAUCAUGAGCAUGGACGGGGUGAGGGGUGUGGCUGA
Messenger RNA from Lecanosticta acicola, 1101 nucleotides. The record is from the annotation of a GenBank genome assembly. Lineage: Eukaryota; Fungi; Ascomycota; Dothideomycetes; Mycosphaerellales; Mycosphaerellaceae.